GAAAAAGGGAACCCAGGACUACCUGGACCACCUGGACCCCCUGGAGCAAAAGGUGAUUGUCACAAAGGUGAAGCUGGACACCGUGGAAUUAGAGGCUGUCCUGGGCCCCUGGGGCGACCAGGAAUCGGAACCAUUGGUCCCAAGGGUAUUAUGGGACGGAAAGGCUUGCCUGGUCCACCUGGACUCCCUGGCAACAGCAUACAAGGAAGCAAGGGAGAAAAAGGAAAUCAAGGUCUUCAAGGACCGAAGGGAUCAAUAGGAAUUGGCCUUCCUGGACCAAAGGGAGACUAUAGAGAUAAAGGUGAUCCAGGGAGCAAAGGAGCCAAAGGAGAAAUUGGAGACUCAGGACCUCCAGGACCAAAGGGAACUUGGGGAAGAAAAGGUGAACCUCGUCUUAUGGAUUUCAACAGAACCUACAGUGGAAUAUGUAAAGCCUGCUGUUUCCAAUGGUAAGUGUUCAAAUGCUGGUGAAGCACUCUUCUGUGCUGGGAAAAAUUUCAGAUCCUCAGGUGUGAUUUUCAUAUGAUUUAUGAUUAAUCCCUGCAGACUGCUCACCUGGACUACAAAUCUAGGAUGAAUAUGGCCUCCAGUUUACAGCCACAUCCUCCACUUGAGAGAGAACAGUCAGAGAACAGACAUUUAACAGUACUACCAUAUUUAGUGUAACUUGAUUAA
Molecule: messenger RNA, 675 nt
Organism: Pipra filicauda (Wire-tailed manakin)
Lineage: Eukaryota; Metazoa; Chordata; Aves; Passeriformes; Pipridae
Product: collagen alpha-1(XXVIII) chain-like
Exons: 8
Coding region: 151-453 (100 amino acids)
Source: RefSeq, a predicted model, not a curated record